AUGUUGGAGUUCAUGGAUUAUGUGCAGCAUGCAUUUUAUCAUGCGUCUCACUGGAACCUCGAAAAUUCCUAUUCUCAUCUUACGGCUACAGCCAGAGCUCUCCUGGAAUUCGAGACUCCCCGCGGAUUGAAAUUCAAUCUAUCCUCUCUUUCGUCUCCAAAUUUCGCGACCUCAUACGCCAUUGGCAGCGUUGGGCUGGUCGACGGCUCACUCUCUUACCUGUACACUUCUCUGCCUCUACACACCACGUCCCAAAGCGGGCAAAUCGAGCUUCACAAUGUCAUAAGGGGUUAUAGACAGAUCCAAGAACUGCGGAAACAGGAGGAGUCAUGGAUGUGGGAGCAAUGGCAAGGUGGGAAGCGGAUAGACAAGCGCGACUCCCUACUCUAUGGACGGCUCUACCUACCACAAAGCACACUUGAAGCUUUAUACCUACGUCGUCUGAGCCCAACUUCGCAGCUGAGGCUUUCGGCUGUCAGCGAUAGCCGUCUACGAAAUGGUGGGACAGUUUUGGCGCUGUAUCAAUAUGAUGUUGGGAAGUAUAGUGCAGAUACACUGUAUUCGACAGAUGGUGGUCUCAUUGGACUUCGAGGACUGUACAAUUUUGGCCCAGAUCCGAGGAAGGAGAUUACUGAGCUGCCUAGGACCGAUGAUCGGUUUUAUGGACGGUUCAGUGCAGGGGCGGAGAUGUACUACGGGUCUUUGAACAAGUCUGGCGGUAUGAGCUUUGGCGGACGGUUCGCCACACUACCUGCGCAUAAAGGUGUCCCUUUGACUGCAACUCUCACGUUGAACCCACUCAUGGGAAACUUAAGCACGACUUACGCAGUAAAAGCGGGCAAGAACUUAGGCCUAUGCUCGAAAUUCGACUUUAAUGUGUACAGCUACGAAAGCGACGUGAUGCUUGGGUGCGAGCUAUGGAAGAUGAAACCCGAAGUUCCAAAAGAGAAGGUACGGAGCUGGGAAGCAAAGCUCGAAUGGAGACUUGAUCCUGUCGAGGAGAAUCCCGUGCCGGAACCAGACGUGGUUGCUGGGGUGUUGAAGGCUCGCGUUGAUCAGAACUGGAAAUUUGGCUUGCUGUGGGAGGGUAGGAUUAAGGAUCUGCUGUUUACGCUUGGUACGUCGAUUGAUAUGAAGAGGAGAGAUCAGCCUUUUAGGGCUAUUGGGUUGGAGCUGCAAUACUCUUCGUGA
This is a messenger RNA of Drepanopeziza brunnea f. sp. 'multigermtubi' MB_m1, 1191 nucleotides long. RefSeq lists its product as uncharacterized. Lineage: Eukaryota; Fungi; Ascomycota; Leotiomycetes; Helotiales; Drepanopezizaceae. The record is from RefSeq and is a predicted model, not a curated record. Gene Ontology annotation, cellular component: SAM complex; ERMES complex. Gene Ontology annotation, biological process: establishment of mitochondrion localization; protein insertion into mitochondrial outer membrane; phospholipid transport.